GUUGUUAUCCAUAAUGUCUAAUGUGCAUGCGUAGCUCCUCCGUUUCGGUUUUCUAAAAUGGAAACACAAAUAUAUUCCACAGCAGCAGUGAGAUUCCUCUUCCUCCCAUGCGCCAAAAAUAUGUCUAGGUUCGAGAUUGUUUCUCUCAUGCCAACUCGUUUUCACUCAUCGCCCGCAACGAUUCUGCUUCUCGCCUUUUCCCCAUUCCUGUAGUCCAUUUUCAUCGCGCUUAGUCCAACAGUCAUGCUCUUUCCUCUUCCCAAACUCCAGCAGUAGGUCUGUAACACACUAACACGUCAACCUAAAGGCCUCCCCCCCCCCCCCCCUCCCUUUGCCACCCUCUCUCCGAUCACCGCCGCCGUCGCCAUGUCUUCAUCUGGGUUUCGCCCUCUGGACGAGAAGUCUCUGAGGGAGUACAUAAAGGCCACGCCGUCUCUCUCCUCUAGGGUCGCCGACAAGAUUGAUGAUUUGAAGAUCAAAGAGGUCGGAGACGGCAAUCUCAACUUCGUUUACAUCGUCGUUGGCUCCGCCGGUUCGUUUGUUGUCAAGCAGGCUCUUCCAUACAUACGUUGUAUUGGGGAAUCAUGGCCGAUGACGAAGGAACGUGCAUAUUUUGAGUUCCUCACAUUGAAAGAGCACGCUCAUUUGUGCCCUGAUCAUGUUCCAGAAAUCUAUCAUUUUGACCAUGAAAUGGCUUUGAUUGGCAUGCGCUACUUGGAGCCUCCUCAUAUUAUCCUGAGAAAAGGCCUGAUAGCUGGAAUUGAAUAUCCGUUGCUUGCAGAACACAUGUCAGAAUAUAUGGCAAGGACCCUUUUCAAAACAUCCCUUCUAUACCAUUCCACUACGGAGCACAAGCGUGGGGUUUCUGAAUUUUGCGGGAAUGUGGAAUUAUGCAGGCUCACUGAGCAGGUCAUUUUCUCUGAUCCUUACAAGGAGUCUGAGCAUAACCGGUGGACUUCCCCUUAUCUUGAUCGAGAAGCAUUGGCUGUCCGCGAGGACAAUAUUUUGAAGCUUGAGGUUGCUGAAUUGAAAUCCAUGUUUUGUGAGAGAGCCCAAGCCUUAAUACAUGGAGAUCUCCACACUGGCUCCGUUAUGGUCACUACUGAUUCAACUCAGGUUAUUGAUCCAGAAUUUUCUUUUUAUGGACCAAUGGGUUUUGAUAUAGGAGCCUUCCUAGGGAACUUGAUCUUGGCUUUCUUUGCACAAGAUGGACAUGCAGAUCUGGGGAAUGACCGUAAGGCAUACAAAGAUUGGAUUCUACAAACAAUGGAAAAGACUUGGAAUCUUUUCUAUAAAAGAUUCACUGCACUCUGGGAUGAACACAAGGAUGGCUCCGGGGAGGCAUAUCUUCCUGCAGUUUAUAACAAUCCUGAUCUUCAGCUUCUUGUGCAGAAGAAAUAUAUGAAAGAUUUGUUCCAUGAUUCUCUUGGAUUUGGUGCUGCUAAAAUGAUAAGGAGGAUUGUUGGGGUUGCCCAUGUUGAGGAUUUUGAGUCAAUUGCCGAUCCUAAAAAACGAGCAGAUUCUGAGCGGCAGGCUCUUGAAUUUGCAAGGAUGCUUCUAAAGGAAAGGAGGAGAUUUGUGGCCAUCAGUGAAGUUGUUUCAGUCAUUCGGGAGCUCCAUUCACAGAGUUAUGAAUAAAGUUCAACACAAGCAAUGACUGUUUUUCCUAUACAAAGAACCCCAUUUUGAAACUAAAGAUCACUUGGGUCAAUCUUUAUAACUCAUCGCUGUUUAUGUUAAUUAUUUUUAUGCUUUGGCAGUCCUGUGGUUGCUUUUGAUGUACUUUUCUGUUCCAUUAUCGACCAUGGAUGCAAGUGAUGUGCCAGAUCAUACGACAGUUCUUAAAACAUUUUUAUUUCAAGGGUCUUUAAGUAA
Malania oleifera is the source of this 1875-nucleotide messenger RNA. RefSeq names its product methylthioribose kinase-like. The transcript is spliced from 6 exons. The record is from RefSeq and is a predicted model, not a curated record. The coding region runs from base 367 to 1638 and encodes 423 amino acids. Lineage: Eukaryota; Viridiplantae; Streptophyta; Magnoliopsida; Santalales; Ximeniaceae. Gene Ontology annotation, molecular function: S-methyl-5-thioribose kinase activity.